AAUAUUUGAAAAACAAAUUCAAUUUGUUUUUCAAAAAUACUUCACCCCGAUAAUUGUUAAUUUUCAAACUGCGCGCCAUUCAACGGGGUCAGAGCUAUCAAGAUACUUGCAUGAAAAAAUAUCGUGGCUACCGCUAGAUUGCGAGUCACAGAACAUCCCCACAGGGGGGAUAUUUUAUGAUGCGAGUUGUCAGAUCAUGUUUAUACACAUACAACACAUAGUUAACCUCAAUUGUACAAGAGUUUAAUUAACAUUUUCUGUGCUCUUUAUUUACGUUCAGUUUUUGUUUUUCAAUUCUUAGUUUUAUUUAAGUGUUUACUGUAAUAAUGGAUAAAUCCAGAUUUUCGCUGCUCCUUUUGGAGCCAGGUGAAAUAUACUUCGAAGACUUUAGUUGCACUUUGAUUCCUCCAGAUGCAACUAGAAAAACUUGUGAUGUUAAAAAACAAGAGGGUAGACUUAAAAUGUGCUCAAAAUCCUUAGUAUUUGAACCAAAAGACUUAACUAAGCCCCUGAUAAAGAUGCUUCUUCGAGAUUGCAUAGUGAUUGAAGAGUAUAAGGGCUGUGCCAAAUUCAUCGAUACUGAUAAUGCCCUAACUAUAAAUUGUCGCGAAUAUAUUGAAAUGUUAGAAGGAAAUGUGAUAGCUCCAUACAAGUUUAAGGAAACGGCAAACUUUUUAUAUUUGUUGGAUUAUGCCGAUGUCUCGAAUUGCUUGAGUAUGAUUUCUCAGUUGCACAGAGCGAGUACGAUACCAACCGCGGAACAAUCAAAUAUGAUCACAGCAAUUGUACAUUCGAGACAUGCUCGCGUUAAGUUUGAUCCAUUGUGGCUCGAUUUGUAUGACAAAAUUAUACUUGAAACCCACGCUGACAAAGUAUGUCCUUUGAAUAUUACUCCGGGUAGAUGCGUGUUAUCAAAAUUAUGUUUGUUCUUCCAAUCCUAUAAUAAUAUCGAUACAUAUCCCGUUAUGAAGAUCCCUUUAAAGAGCAUUAAAAGAAUAGUAAAAAGAAGAUUUUUGCUACAACAUAUAGGUAUAGAAAUUUAUUCGUCCGACAAUAAGUGUGCCAAUUCUCACAUAUACCUUUCAUUCAGUAGCCAGGGUGAAAGGGAUCAGCUUUAUGAGAAAUUGCUAGAACAACCUGAAUUAACCCUGAAUAACUUGGAGCAAAAUGUCAUCACUUUGCAGUGGCAAAAUGGUGUUAUAUCCAAUUACGAAUACUUGCUUUACGUUAAUAGUUUAGGUGAUAGAACGGAGAAUGACCUUACUCAAUAUCCGGUCUUCCCUUGGAUCAUAUCAAACUACACAAGUGAUACUUUAGAUUUAACGGAUAUUCAAAAUUAUCGAGAUUUGUCUAAGCCUGUGGGUGCCUUGAAUCCAAAGAGGUUGACAAAUUUAUUAGCACGUUAUAAUGAAAUGGCACCGCCCAAAUUCAUUUACGGAUCUCACUAUUCAACUCCAGGCUUUGUAUUAUAUUAUUUGGCACGGCAAUACCCACAUUACGUGUUAUGUAUGCAAGGUGGACGCUUUGAUCAUCCCGAUAGAAUGUUCAAUUCGGUGGCGGAUGCAUAUAAAAACUGUUUUAAUAAUAUGUCAGAUUUUAAAGAACUGAUUCCUGAGUUUUACGAUACAUCACAAGAAGCCAAGUUUCUUCGAAAUAGUCUCGGAAUCAAUUUUGGCGUUAGGCACAAUAAUGUAAAAGUGGGAGACGUUGAACUUCCACCAUGGGCUGAGAAUUCCACUCAGUUCGUAAAUACAUUGAGAACGGCUUUAGAAACGGAUAUUGUUUCGAGCAAUUUACACCACUGGAUUGACCUUAUUUUUGGCUAUAAACAAAAAGGAGCUGAAGCUCUUAAAGCUAAUAAUGUAUUUUAUCACUUAUGCUAUGAAGGUAAUGUUAAUUUGGAAACUAUUGAUGAUCCAAACGAUAGGCAUGCGCUCGAAGUUCAAAUAAUGGAGUUUGGACAAAUUCCAAAGCAGGUUUUUACUGUUCCCCAUCCCCAAAGGAAACGUGGUCUUCCUAUUUUACCUGAAAUUUAUCAGACUGGUGAAAGUGAACCGUUAUUAAAUGAUAGAUGGCAAUCUGUAAUUGGGUUAGAACUGGUAACGAGUUUUAAUACUCACAAGAAUACGGUCAGUCACCUGUUUAUAAAUGAGGAUUGUAAGAAAAUAACGUCGGUGGGAUAUGAUUCCAAGUUGAAAGUUUUUUCUCUGACACAAAACAAGCAAAUCAGGAGUGCUAUAAUUGGAAAUAUGCCCCUAAGUAGCUGUGUGCAACUACCUGAUUCCAAUGUUUUGGUGAUCGGAAGUUGGGAUAAUCAAAUGCUGUUGUACGAUAUGGAUUACGGAAGAAUAUGGCGAGAUGUUAUGGCCCACGAAGACUCAAUAACCUGCAUUUCUUAUGGUAUAAAAUUGAACUUGCUUCUUACAGGCAGCGGUGACUGUUCCGUAAAAAUAUGGCGAGGUGUAAGUGGGGCCAAGGAUGAUAUUAUUGUAGAGUGCCUUUAUAAACAUUUAGAUCACAACUCUGCAGUCAGUUGCUUAUGUUUCGAUCCUGAUAAUUCACGUUUUGCCGUUGGAACAGUGGAUGGAGAGAUUUAUAUCUGGAAAACGUGCGAUUUUACAAUUGAUAAAAAGUAUACAAAUUUUACUUCUCGAAUAAAUACUCUAGUUUAUAGCCCAGAUGGGCAGAAGCUCGCCGUUGGGACCGAUAAUGGUACCUUCUGUAUAUUGGAAGUUACCACCGGUAUGUCAAUGUUUAAAAAGACUUUACAGUCUGGAGUCAAUUCCUUAAAAUGGCAAGGGAACUUACUAGCUAUUGGUUGUGGAAAUGGCGUAUUGUCAGUAUGGGACAUGCUUACAGUUCGUAUUUUAUUGGAAGUACAGGCGCAUUCAGGAGCAAUUCAUACUGUGGAUAUAUCAACGGAUAGUCGCAUCCUAGCUACAGGAAGUCAAGACAAAUCAAUUAAAGUUUGGCGUGCAAAAUAUGAAGAAAGUGAUAUUAAAUCUUAGUAUUUUAAGCAGUGAUUGUUAACAGUUAAGUUUUACGCGUUUUUUCAUAUUAUGAUAAUAUAGUUUUUAUGACGAUA
Molecule: messenger RNA, 3085 nt
Organism: Dendroctonus ponderosae (mountain pine beetle)
Lineage: Eukaryota; Metazoa; Arthropoda; Insecta; Coleoptera; Curculionidae
Product: protein FAN
Exons: 14
Coding region: 327-3008 (893 amino acids)
Molecular function (GO): protein binding
Source: RefSeq, a predicted model, not a curated record